Messenger RNA from Ambispora gerdemannii, 282 nucleotides. Lineage: Eukaryota; Fungi; Glomeromycota; Glomeromycetes; Archaeosporales; Ambisporaceae. The record is from the annotation of a GenBank genome assembly.
GUCAUUCAACUAAUAAGUCUAUCAGUACACUCGAUUCUUUUAUUGCUCGACCACUUUUCAAAAAUGAUAAAUAUACAUUUGAAAAAUUAUUAAUUUGUGCAACAGUUUCUGCAGAUCAUCGAGUUCUAGAAGGACGAAUUUUAAAUGAUGAAUCUAAAGCUCUUCAAGUUGAAAUGAAACAAAAACUUCAGAAUAAUUCUGUCAGUGUCACAUUAACAUUUAAUGGUUGGACUAAUGUAAUAAAUCAAAAUAUUCUUGGCUCUGUAUUUAUUAUAUCAGAAG